Chaetomium strumarium is the source of this 633-nucleotide messenger RNA. RefSeq lists its product as uncharacterized. Lineage: Eukaryota; Fungi; Ascomycota; Sordariomycetes; Sordariales; Chaetomiaceae. The transcript has a single exon. The record is from RefSeq and is a predicted model, not a curated record. Bases 1 to 633 code for a protein of 210 amino acids.
AUGCGACUCUAUAUGAACAAAAUAUCCUUCGCGUCGGUGGCCGAAUCAUCUGCUCGCAGGAUGGCCGCCUUUCUUCUUCUAUUGUUCUGGGCUCUCCCGGUUAUGGUUCUAGCGACCGGACCUAGAGCUCCCCCAAAAGCCGUCCGUUCGACAUACACCCAAAGCCGCGAUAGCUGCACCGAAACCCAAUUCCUAGUCUGUUACGGUCCCAACGGAGGCCAAGCCCAGAAUCUUAGCACCGACGAUAUUGCAUACGCCGCCGCCUAUCUCCGCUGGCAUGCCGCCCACUUGGGCGACCCUUUGUGGGCGAUGCCGCCCGAGACUAGCUGUUCCGAAUGGACGAUCCCGAUUCCGAAUCCCAACACGCUGCUCGUCCUAGCCAAGCACGUCAGCCCGGAGGUUGAUUCCUCAGUAACCUACUACGACCUGGCGCGCACAAUCGACGGCGGUGGCCCGGACGGUACCGCGCUCGAGCGGGCCGCGUCGCUCCUUGGAUCCUGCGGGGCGAACGGGGGCCAGAUGGGGGUCACCGUGAAUGCCAACGACCCGGCGUACCAUAUGCCCGACUAUGUCAGCAGCGGGGCGAAGCAGGAGGGUAUCAUUGUCAAGCUUGUCCGGAACCCGAAUGCUUGA